This is a messenger RNA of Desarmillaria tabescens, 477 nucleotides long. RefSeq lists its product as uncharacterized. The record is from RefSeq and is a predicted model, not a curated record. Gene Ontology annotation, biological process: mRNA 3'-end processing. Gene Ontology annotation, cellular component: mRNA cleavage and polyadenylation specificity factor complex. The coding region runs from base 1 to 477 and encodes 158 amino acids. The transcript is spliced from 5 exons. Lineage: Eukaryota; Fungi; Basidiomycota; Agaricomycetes; Agaricales; Physalacriaceae. Gene Ontology annotation, molecular function: mRNA binding.
AUGUCCCAAACAAAUCAGACUGACCAGCUGCUCGAACUCCUCCUCCAACUCAAGAAAACAACGCCAGCCGCCGCAAAGCAAAUAUUGAAUGCUCAACCUCAGAUUGCCUAUGCCUUGAUCACGCUUAUGGUUACCAUGGAUGCCGUGGAUAUCGAUGUCUUUCAGAGGAUAUUGGCAGAGUAUGGGCAGCAGCAAGCACAAUUGGCACCACCACCACCAGUCGUCACGCCGACACCGACACCGACACCGCCAGUGCCACAGCCAACGUACAGCCAACCUCAGCCGUCAUACCCAGCUUACGCCGGGCAACAGCCAGCACCACCCUUGGAUAUUCUCGCUACUAUACCUGAUGACCAAAAGGCUAUGAUUAUGCACGUUAUACAGAUGACCCCGGAGCAGAUCAACGCUUUGGGGCCUACAGAGCGGGCAAGUGUGUUACAGCUCAGAGCUUCAUUACUCGGCCAGCCUGCCUCAUGA